AUGGCGUUACAGAAAGCUGUUCACGAUAAGAUUAUGGCAGAUGUCAUCCUGGCAGCCAGAAAAACAAGUGAAUGGAAAGUUUUGAUUGUAGAUCAACUGAGUAUGAGGAUGAUUUCAGCUUGUUGUAAAAUGCAUGAAAUCAUGGGACAGGGUGUGACAUUGGUAGAAGAUAUCAAUAAAAGAAGAGAACCAUUACAAUUAUUAGAUGCUAUUUAUCUUAUUACUCCUUCAGAAAAGUCAAUCCGAGCUUUAAUAGCUGAUUUCCAGAAUCCUAAUAAUACCAUGUAUAAAUGUGCUCAUGUUUUCUUCACUGAAGCCUGUCCUGAUGAGUUAUUCAAUGAACUAUGUAAAUCUACGUCUGGUAAAUUUAUAAAAACAUUAAAAGAAAUCAAUAUUGCUUUUCUACCGUAUGAAUCACAGGUGUAUUCUUUAGAUUCACCGAUAACAUUUCAGUUUUAUUACAAUCCUAAUAGACUGAUGAAUAGAGCUAUGAAUCUAGAGAGAUGUGCUGAACAGAUAGCCACACUGUGUGCUACACUAGGAGAGUAUCCUGCUGUCAGAUAUAGAAGUGAUUUUGAUCGUAAUGCUGAGUUUUCUCAACUCAUUCAACAGAAAUUAGAUGCCUAUAGAGCUGAUGAUCAUACUAUGGGAGAGGGUCAUCAGAAAGAUCGUAGUGUAUUGUUGAUAUUAGACCGAGGUUUUGAUCCUGUAUCACCAUUAUUACAUGAACUUACUUUUCAAGCUAUGUCUUAUGAUUUAUUACCUAUUGAUAAUGAUGUUUACAAAUAUGAAAGUGCUACAGGACAAGACGUAGCUGAAAAAGAAGUGUUAUUAGAUGAUAAUGAUGAAUUGUGGCAAGAAUUACGACAUCAACAUAUUGCUGUUGUUUCUCAACAAGUUACGAAGAAACUGAAACAGUUUGCGGUUGAUAAAAAGAUGUCGAAUACGGAGAAAUCUAACAUGAGAGAUUUGUCUCAGAUGUUGAAAAAGAUGCCCCAAUAUCGUAAAGAAUUAAAUAAAUAUUCUACUCAUCUCCAUCUAGCAGAAGAUUGUAUGAGACAAUACCAGAAACAUACUGAUAAACUCUGUAAAGUUGAACAGGAUCUAGCUAUGGGAGCCGAUGCGGAGGGUGAAAAGAUAAAAGAUCACAUGAGAAACAUCGUGCCGAUAUUAUUAGAUCAGAACGUGACAGCGUAUGAUAAAAUACGAAUCAUUCUGUUAUAUAUUAUACAUAAAGGAGGUAUUUCUGAAGAGAAUUUAGCUAAAUUAGUUCAACAUGCCCAGAUCCCAGGAGAAGAGAAAUGUAUUUUGUCUAACAUGCAGAAUCUUGGUGUCCCUAUUAUACAAGAUGACAAUGCUAGCUAUGGAACGUUUCAAUCAAACUUCACUCAGGGAAGUCGCCGGAAGCCACCUCAACCCUAUAUACCUAGCAAUCGUAAAAUACGAGCUCAAGAACAUCAGUAUCAAAUGUCACGUUGGACACCUUAUCUUAAAGAUAUUCUAGAGGAUAUUGUAGAAGAUAAACUAGAUGUUAAACAUUUUCCCUAUCUAUCAGGAGGAGCUGCUAGAACAACUUACAUGUCAUCUCUACCUAGGAGUGUACGUUUUGGACAUUGGCAUAAAGAAAAAGGUCAAUCCAGUGCUAGAAACGUUCCUAGAAUUAUUAUAUUUGGUAUUGGGGGAAUCACCUACUCUGAAAUGAGGGUAGCAUAUGAAGUUACUCAUGCUGUUAAGAAUUGGGAAGUUUUGAUAGGUGGAACCCAUGUUCUGACACCAGAAGGGUUUUUAGGAGAUUUGAGAGAUUUGGGGAGUUCGUCUUAAAGUGAUAUUUUAACCUUGUAGACUACAAGUUGUAGUCUAUUCCAGUAUAUAGUAGAAGAUAGAGAAACUAUAAUCUAUUAUUUCAAACUUUUCAGUCUUGUUCUAGUGUUUGUUUAUAGAAAUAUUCUCAAAAUAUCAAAUAUAUUGCUUGUUUACAUCUUUGUACCAAAGUUUGAUUCUAUCAGUUAACACUGACGUAAUAAUAGUUAACCAAUAAUUUAACUUUCAUAUUUAUUAUCAAUGAUAUAGAUCACAAUUUUCAUUGGUUAUCUACAUGUUAGUGUUUGAAAAAGUUGGUAGAAUUAUAGCAGGUAUAUAAAACAAUAAUUUGAUUAGCUCACAGUGUUAUCAACUCACUAUUUUCAUCUAUUAUAACUUGUUAUUAUUAUAGUGUAAUGUUAAAUAUCUCUAUAUGUGUCAUUAUAUUAUAAUAUUACUACUAGUAUCAUCUUUAGCUUAUUAUUUAUUUCAUUGUCUCACUACAGACUGCUUGCUGGUAUAUCAUCACUGUUUAAAUAAUUUCAAUCUUCUAUAUUAAGAGAAUAGAAAUGUUAUAAUAAAAAAAAUAAAGCAAAGAACAUUAUGUUAUGUAGCAGUUGCAGAGCCUAAGGAGGGGCAGAUGUGACAGCCGCCGCCCCGAAAGCAUGUUUUUCGGGCAAAAAUCUCAUAACUAGGUUAAGGAUUUGGGCAAUCUCAGAUAUCUGGCCCCCUCUCAGACGUAAACCUGGUUCCACCACUGUUAUGUAGAUUUAUUAACAUUUAAAUAACACUGAAUGUUUAAUAUUUAAUACACUGGGUCACAUUCAAAACAUUAACUGGGACAGUCCAAUUUAUUAUGAGGUAGUAUAAAUAGCUAUUGAUACUAUACAAACCAGAUUAAUAUUGUAUUUAUUACUACUUCUCUUACCUCAAAAUAAAAUAGACUCUUUAUAUUAUUUGUAUGGAAUUAUGGAUGUGGACAUGUUUGUGACAUCUUUGCUUGUUCCUAUAUUUUUUUAUAGUUUUCAAUGUGUUAUUAUUAUUGUGAUAUUGCUGAUUAUUA
Messenger RNA from Lottia gigantea (owl limpet), 2863 nucleotides. RefSeq lists its product as hypothetical. Gene Ontology annotation, molecular function: syntaxin binding. The transcript is spliced from 17 exons. Bases 1 to 1821 code for a protein of 606 amino acids. Gene Ontology annotation, cellular component: plasma membrane; secretory granule. Gene Ontology annotation, biological process: vesicle-mediated transport; intracellular protein transport; neurotransmitter secretion. The record is from RefSeq and is a predicted model, not a curated record. NCBI's taxonomy places the organism in Eukaryota, Metazoa, Mollusca, Gastropoda, Lottiidae.